Phoenix dactylifera (date palm) is the source of this 1783-nucleotide messenger RNA. Its product is annotated as lysophospholipid acyltransferase LPEAT1-like. NCBI's taxonomy places the organism in Eukaryota, Viridiplantae, Streptophyta, Magnoliopsida, Arecales, Arecaceae. Gene Ontology annotation, molecular function: lysophosphatidylethanolamine acyltransferase activity. The record is from RefSeq and is a predicted model, not a curated record. Gene Ontology annotation, cellular component: endoplasmic reticulum. Gene Ontology annotation, biological process: phospholipid metabolic process.
ACGCCACUGAUAACGGCUGAGGGCCACGCCCCCAACUCCUCCACAGCCUUCGCGAAGCCACCACCCCCUACCCGCUCUCCCUCUCCAAGUCUCUCCCACCAAUGGCUUCCCACCCGCAAGAGGACUAGGUUUAGGGUUGGGGUUAGGGUUUUGGUUCUCCCCAAUGGCGUCGGAGCUGAAGGAUCUCGGUGGGUCCAACGGAUCUUUGGACUCCAAGGAGGAGUCCCCCCGCGUCGGCGGCGGCGGGGAAUCCUCCGGCAAGGCGAAGGACCAGCGGCCGCUCCUGAAGCCCGGGUCCGCCGCCUCCGACGGCGACGGCGCGGCCCGUCUCUCGGAGAGCAUCGAGGAGCUGGAAAAGAAGUACGCGCCGUACGCGCGGAAGGACGUAUACGGGACGAUGGGCCGCGGGGAGCUGCCGGCGGCGGAGAAGGUGCUCCUCGGGGUCGCCCUCGUGACGCUGGUACCGAUCCGGCUCGUGGUCGGGUUCUUUCUGAUGUUGUUGUACUACCUGAUUUGCCGGCUCUGCACGCUGUUCUACGCUCCGAACCGGGAGGACGGGCGGGAGGACUACGCCGACAUGGUCGGGUGGAGGAGGGAGGUCGUGGUCCGGACCGGGAGAUUCCUCUCCAGGCUAAUGCUGUUCGUGCUCGGCUUCUAUCGGAUUCGCGAGCCCCGUCGGAGUUUCUCCGUGGAGGAUGAGCACACAGAACAAUCUGAUGAAUCUGAAAGACCGGGGGUGAUUGUUUCUAAUCACGUAUCAUAUGUGGAUAUUCUCUAUCAUAUGUCAUCAUGCUUACCAAGUUUUGUUGCAAAGAGAUCAGUGGCUAGGCUUCCCCUUGUUGGUCUCAUCAGCAAGUGCCUUGGUUGUGUCUAUGUUCAACGAGAGUCUAAAUCUUCCGAGUUUAAGGGUGUUUCAGGUCUUCUGACAGAAAGAAUUAAAAAGGCCCAUCAAAACAAGCUUUACCCUAUGAUGUUGCUCUUUCCAGAAGGUACAACCACAAAUGGAGAUUACCUUCUUCCAUUCAAGACUGGUGCCUUUCUAGCUAAAGAACCAGUGCUUCCAGUGAUUUUAAAAUAUCCUUACAAUAGAUUCAGUCCAGCAUGGGACACCAUAUCAGGGGUACGCCAUGUGUUUUUGCUUCUUUGUCAAUUUGUUAAUUAUAUCGAGGUGAUCCAGUUGCCUGUAUAUUAUCCUUCUGAGCAAGAAAAGGAGGACCCUAAACUUUAUGCUAGUAAUGUUCGGAAGUUAAUGGCUACUGAGGGCAAUUUAAUACUCUCAGAUAUUGGGUUAGCUGAGAAGCGAGUCUACCAUGCUGCGCUGAAUGGUUUGUUAUGUCAAAGCUAAUUCGGAUUUGCGCCUGUAUAUUCUUCAUAGAUGUUUCUGUAGUUUAAAAAACCCAGAAAAGAAUAGAACAGAAAGCAGCUUGUUGGGAUGAGUAUUUCUUUCUCAGAUCCUCUUAAGCUCUACAAUAUGCUCAGGGAAUUUCCAAGGGCAACUGUUCGCUUGAUAUAUAUCAUUCACUGGCUCUCAUCAAUAAGGAAAUAUCUGUUGUCUUCUGAAAUUUCUUUUUGAUGUUUGUCAGUAAAUUUCAGAAAAUCCUCAGAUAAGUGUGCUAGCCAGAGAAGAAAAUAGAAUGCGACAAAACUUAAAAAAAGAUUCUUUUGGCAUCUUGCUCGGUGACCCAUCGACCAACUCAUUAAUGUCACAAAGAUAUGUCAUGAUGUUUGCAUCAAUAAUUAUUAACUCUUUUCACAUUCAAUAAAAUGAGCUCGUGUUUUAUCA